AUGCUAAUUGGAAGACAAUUUAUUGUAUUGAAAGACCACCAACCUUGGUAUGGAACCAUAAAGAGCGCUUUAGACAAAUAUUCCCCACGCGAAUUCCGUCAAAUGGACUGCAUCACACAAUUCAUUGGCGAUUUGCGCAACGUAAGGGAAGACAGCAUCGUUGCAGACACCGUCUCCCGCCUUGAUAUGGUUUCUGUUUUAAUCGACGCCCUAAAUGAUUAUCAAGCCAUAGCUGAAGCUCAGAAACGUGAACGCAGUCAAAUCGCCGCUCAAUAA
This is a messenger RNA of Protopolystoma xenopodis, 276 nucleotides long. The record is from the annotation of a GenBank genome assembly. Lineage: Eukaryota; Metazoa; Platyhelminthes; Monogenea; Polystomatidea; Polystomatidae.